CACCUGGCUGGGCCUUUCCCUCCUCUCCUGCCGGGAAAACCCUGUCCCUGGGCUCGGGGCAGGCAGGAGCACCCUGUGCUUGCAGAGACCAGGGUAGGGAGGUUAACUGGGAGCCGCAAGCUGGACCAGUAAUUGCCAGUGUGAGGCAGUGCCUGCUGGUGUUGCCCAGCUGGAAGCAGGUGUGGGGCUGAGCCUGUUCUUCCCUUCUCUGCGCCAGGCUCUUGCCCUCGGCUGCGCAGGGAGGGUGUGCAGCCCAAAGCGUGCCACCACUGUGGGGGGGAGCAGGAUGCGGCCCUGUUCAGUCAGUCAUGCUCAGGACUCUCUCUGUUUCUUGAAGGAAAACACUUUUCUUGAUUAAUUUGCUCAUUCAUGAGACCCAGACUGGCCGAGUUGGUCAGGCGAGGGGCAGGGGCUGCCUGGGGACCGUGGCGCUUCUUGGCAGCAGCCUUGGCCUCUGCAGAGGGGUUCAGCUGGGGGAGAUCACCUUGAGGAGCGGAGCCUGUGCUGCUCCUCCCGACACCGGCGCUGCCCCGUGCUGCUGCUGAGCAGUUAAUGAUUACCCCUGCCACGCCGGGUCCCCCAGCCAGAGGCAGUGCAGGGGACUGGGAAGCAGGAUGCUGGUGCUGCUGGUGCUCCUGGUGCUGCUGGGCCCGCCGGCUGCCCCAAGACCGAGCCCGAGUGGGUCUGGCCACGAGCCCCUCUUCCGCGGGGCAGACCGCUACGACUUCGCCGUCGUCAUCCCCGCCGGCGCCGUGGAGUGCUUCUGGCAGUUUGCACACCAGAGCGGCAACUUCUUCUUCAGCUACGAGGUCCAGCGGGCGACGGGCAUCGCCAACAACAGGAACAUCCUGGCCACGGCGAGCGACCCCAACGGCUUCCAGCUUGGCGCUUCCCAGCACGUGCGAGGACAGAUCAACUUCCUCACCAAGGAGACAGGUUUUUACCAGCUGUGCCUGGACAACCAGCAAAACCACUUCGGCUUCAUGCAGGUGUAUCUCAACUUCGGUGUCUACUACGAAGGCUUCAACGUGGAAAACAAGCAGCUGGAAGAGAGGAAAGAGCUGAACGACACCCUGGAGGCAAUCGAGGUCAGCAUCCUGAGGCUGCAGCUCCACAUCUUCCACAUGUGGCGGUUCUACAACUUUGCCCGGAUGCGGAAAGGGGCCGACUCCUUCCUCCUGGAGUCCAACUACAACUACGUCAACUGGUGGUCGAUGGCUCAGAGCUGCAUCAUUGUCCUCUCCGGGGUGCUGCAGCUCUACUUCUUGAAGCGCCUCUUCAACGUGCAAACCUCUGGCAGGCAGAAGUGCUAACAGCGCCCAGGACUGCGGGCAGGACUGCUCCCUACCCGAGCUGCCACUCUGCCCCUUCGCAGAGCGGGAGGGAAGGCCACAUCCCGCUUCGAGGAGGAGGGAGGAGAGUCCCCUCCUGCUCCUGCCUGCGGCUCUAGCCCUGCCUCGCCUGAAAUCACCCUCACAGAAGAAAAGCGCAACGCAGCCGCCUGAGCUUUGUGUGCUGGGUCGGUUUGUUACAUCCCUUCCCCUCGUUACAGUGUCCCAACGUGCCGUUUCUACCAAACACCGAAUAAAGGAACCCCCGGCACAGGCUCUGGGGAACGAUC
Tyto alba (common barn owl) is the source of this 1621-nucleotide messenger RNA. It is a transcript of the gene TMED6, whose product is annotated as transmembrane p24 trafficking protein 6. The record is from RefSeq and is a predicted model, not a curated record. Gene Ontology annotation, cellular component: COPII-coated ER to Golgi transport vesicle; endoplasmic reticulum-Golgi intermediate compartment; Golgi apparatus. Gene Ontology annotation, biological process: Golgi organization; endoplasmic reticulum to Golgi vesicle-mediated transport; intracellular protein transport. Lineage: Eukaryota; Metazoa; Chordata; Aves; Strigiformes; Tytonidae.